This is a messenger RNA of Exaiptasia diaphana, 1542 nucleotides long. RefSeq names its product GS homeobox 1. NCBI's taxonomy places the organism in Eukaryota, Metazoa, Cnidaria, Anthozoa, Actiniaria, Aiptasiidae. The record is from RefSeq and is a predicted model, not a curated record. Gene Ontology annotation, biological process: regulation of transcription by RNA polymerase II. Gene Ontology annotation, molecular function: RNA polymerase II cis-regulatory region sequence-specific DNA binding; DNA-binding transcription factor activity, RNA polymerase II-specific. Gene Ontology annotation, cellular component: nucleus. The transcript is spliced from 3 exons. The coding region runs from base 599 to 1207 and encodes 202 amino acids.
UGAAAACUAAUUUGUGGCCAAUUCCAUCACAACUAAAUGACUCGAAUUAACUUAUUAAAUGCCCAAUAAAACAGGAUAAGGUGAGCCUUGAAUGCUAAAUUAGUUGAUAUUAUUUGACAACUCGACAAACUCUAAUCGAAAAACCGGAUCUGAAGAUUUUCACUGAAACUUUGUUUGAAGUUACACAGGAAGUUGAGUUGACAUGGUUGGCCAACAUUGCGAUGAUACAAUAGAAUAACCAAGUAAAACCAUCUAAAGUUAAUUACUCGAAUCUGACUCACAAAGGCUGAUUGAAUACAAUUGAAAUCAGGAUUGCUGUUGGUAGGCAGGUGAUACRRAUUCAAGGGGUAUUUAAAAAGAACAUCAAUCSAACARCAUACUUCUAUCCAGACAAGUUUUCAAAAUAUAUUUCCUUGUAAGGCGCCGAGUUUUCUCCUGCCCACCUUGGACGUAAUUUCCCUAUUAGGAUCUUUUUCCGUAAUUUGGCAACAAGACCUACACGUGGGGCUAGUAUUUAGCGCCGCAUAUAUAGCAGCGUCACUGGCCCAGUCAAACAUCACUUGUCACCGACCGGCAUUGAGAUCACUUCUCGAACAGAAUGUCUUCCUCGUCCUUCUACAUCGAUUCACUGAUUCAAGUCUCGAAGGCCAAGUCUGCAACAACAACAACAUCAGACUCUCGACAUCAUCAUGGUUAUGAAUCUCCCGUGCCUUGUUCUUGCUGCUGGAGUCCCACACAACCUGAACCUAAUAGUUUAUGUCAGCUCUGCAUCCCGUCCAGUCCGGCCAUGCAUCCAUUCAUGCAUGUAAGAGGAGCGUCUAUUCCUGGAGGDGCUUUGUAUUCCCGUGAACUCACAACUAAAGAUCAUCUUCUUCUGCAAAGAUACCCAAGCAGYGAAGACGARCGAGUUCAUUUAGCGAGUUACGUAUCAUCUCGUGAAACGAGCCCUCUAAGUCGUGGGAAUUCAAGAUCCAAACGAAUCCGCACCGCGUACACAAGCAUGCAGCUUUUGGAACUGGAAAAAGAAUUUAGCCAAAAUAGAUAUCUUUCUCGUCUAAGAAGAAUCCAAAUCGCUGCCUUGUUAGACUUGUCAGAAAAACAAGUUAAAAUCUGGUUCCAAAACCGUCGUGUAAAAUGGAAGAAAGACAAGAAAGCCGCUCAACACGGACAAACUACAGAAAAUAUGCCUGAUUCUCCUUCAAGUUAAGUUAAGAACUUCAGAAYACUCUGAUUACGAACCCUUAAACUACAAGAAUUUGUACAUAUUGUAAAAUUUGUAUUAUAUGAAUUGAUUAUUUGCUAUAGAUGYACAUUAUCGGUGACCAAAUUUCACGAUUCUUGUUUGAUUAGCCCCGCCAUGCACAUUAUAGAUAACGGGCCGUGGUAUGAUUUUAUCCAAAGUAGAUCUGUAACAAAGCUUAUGUUUGACGUCAAGAUGAAUUCUUUAUCUUAAAAUCAUCAAGUUAACAUUACUAUUUGUAAAAAAAUACAUUUGAAAGUAAUAAAAUAAUUGAGGAUUAAAAUGACUUGUUAAAUGACUGG